This is a messenger RNA of Chelmon rostratus (copperband butterflyfish), 4530 nucleotides long. RefSeq names its product glyoxylate reductase 1 homolog (Arabidopsis) (gene glyr1). The transcript has 16 exons. Bases 36 to 1559 code for a protein of 507 amino acids. NCBI's taxonomy places the organism in Eukaryota, Metazoa, Chordata, Actinopteri, Chaetodontiformes, Chaetodontidae. The record is from RefSeq and is a predicted model, not a curated record. Gene Ontology annotation, molecular function: NAD binding; NADP binding; oxidoreductase activity, acting on the CH-OH group of donors, NAD or NADP as acceptor.
CUUCAUUCAGUGCGACGUUUUAUUAAAGUUGUAAGAUGGCGACGGUGCAUCUGAGGAUCGGGGACCUAGUGUGGGGGAAGCUCGGUCGUUACCCACCAUGGCCAGGAAAGAUAGUAAGCCCUCCCAAGGACCUGAAAAAGCCCAGGGGCAAAAAAUGCCAUUUUGUGAAAUUCUUUGGAACUGAAGACCAUGCCUGGAUCAAAGUAGAACAGCUGAAGCCCUACCACCCCCACAAAGAGGAGAUGAUCAAGAUAAAUAAGGGGAAGCGCUUCCAGCAGGCGGUUGAUGCGGUGGAAGACUUUCUAAAGAAAGCGAAGGGGAAAGAACAGAACUCAGAUGGUAAAGGGGACUCAAAAGGAAAGAAAACGCCCAACAAGCCACUGAAAAUACUGGAGGAGGAUGAUGAGGAUCUCAGUGCCCUGAAGGACCCCUCUGAGAAGGACUUAACUGAUUCUGACCCCGAGCCAUCCACUAUUGAGAGGCUGGGGGCUGGACCUGGCUCAGGAUUCAAAUGGGAAAGCAGUCCUGUGAAGGAUGACCCACAUUUCCAUCACUUCCUGCUCAGUCAGUCUGAGAAGCCUGCCUCAUCAAUGGAACCCAUUAGCAAGCGCCUGAAGAUCAUUGAAGAGGACUCAGGGUCAACAUCUAUCCAAGCAGCAGACAGCACAGCCAUCAAUGGCAGCAUCACACCUACAGAUAAAAGGAUAGGCUUCCUGGGUCUGGGGCUUAUGGGUAGCGGUAUCGUUUCCAACUUGUUGAAAAUGGGUCAUGUUGUCACAGUGUGGAACCGCACAGCAGAAAAGUGUGACCUGUUCAUCCAGGAGGGUGCCAGGUUAGGCCGGACUCCUGCAGAGGUGGCUUCAAUGUGUGACAUCACUUUCUCCUGUGUCUCAGACCCAAAGGCUGCCAGGGAUUUGGUGUUGGGACCCAGUGGAGUGCUGCAAGGAAUCAGGCCGGGCAAAUGCUACGUAGAGAUGUCGACUGUAGACCCAGAGACUAUCACAGAACUAUCACAGGUGAUCACAUCACGGGGUGGCCGUUUCCUGGAGGCUCCAGUGUCAGGAAGCCAGCAGCUCUCCAACGAUGGAAUGCUGGUCAUUCUGGCGGCUGGUGACAGAACAGUGUACGAGGACUGCAGCAGCUGCUUCCAGGCCAUGGGCAAGACCUCCUUCUUCCUGGGCGAAGCAGGGAACGCUGCGAGGAUGAUGCUGAUCCUCAACAUGGUGCAGGGCAGCUUCAUGGCCACCAUUGCAGAGGGGCUAACCCUGGCCCAGGCCACCGGCCAAUCACAGCAAACCUUCCUGGACAUCCUGUGCCAGGGCCAGAUGGCGAGCACCUUUGUGGACCAGAAAUGCCAAAAUAUUUUACAGGGCAACUUUAAGCCGGACUACUAUUUGAAGCAUAUUCAGAAGGACCUGAGGCUAGCCAUAUCCAUGGGUGACAUGGCCAACCAUCCAACCCCAAUGGCUGCAGCUGCCAAUGAGGUUUACAAGAGGGCGAAGGCACUGGACCAGUCAGACAAUGAUAUUUCUGCAGUCUACAGAGCCUACAUUCACUAGAGCGACAUGUGACCUACCGUCUGGACCACACAGUCUUUAAUCCCUUAUUAUUUCUCCUUUGUCAUGUAAUGAAUUUUUUUAUUUUAAAUUCUAGUCAUUUUAUUUCAUUUUGCCCCAGCGCCAGCCAUUUUACCUGACCACAAGUCAUGGGAUAAUAAUUUGUGAGAAGCAACCUUGAGCAUUGCACUGACUGUACUGGAGGAAUAUACGCUGUAAGAGUGCUCCAAGUGAGGUUGUACCACUGCACUGCUGCUGCAGGGGCAGCUUGUCUGGUUUCUGACAGCUAAAACACAGUAGAAGUAAUGCAGGGUGUUUGGCAAGGAUGUGGGGUCCAGUGCCACUGUGAAGAGCGGGGUGUCCAGCUCCAGUCAGAGAAAUUGCUGUCAGGUUUUGUGGAUGCAUAAACCCUAAAGAAUUAUUAUUUUUUCCUUUUUUGUUCUUGUGCAAAUGAUGCGUUUAUUUAAUUGAGUGUGAUUUUUGCUUAUCUUUUAAAUGUCCAGAAUUCCGUGAGAGAAAACACCAAGAACAUGCCACUGCAUUGCCUUAAUAUUGUAACCCCUCGAGUCUUUCAAUGAUAGAUGUAUUUAUUUAUGUUUCUUCCAUCUCUAUUUGGUGCAGUUUGGCCAUGGCUUGUUUCUUAUUUGACAAGAUGAUUUAUGCUUUUAAGUUGAUGUUAAUGAUCUUUCUUGAACAGGUUAAGGACAAAGCAGCAGAUGUGUUGUGGCCUUAAAAUGCAGUAAUUGGUAUUUCUCAUCGAGACUAGAGAUUACCGUGUUUGAAACCCUUCGUUCUUGUGUUUGGAAGAGUUCUCAUUUUCACUGUGUUUUUCUUUUUUUUAAUAUAUUUCUCUGAACAUAGAUUAAUUCAAUUUUUGAGUUCCAUUUUAACUGGAGGUAAUGAUUAAGGCCCAACACCUUUUUUGUUUGUUUUUUUUCAGAUAGAGCAAAAAAAUUGGGGUUUGAAGGCCAAUUUUAGACCAUCAUGUGUCACAAAUACACAAUUAGAAACCAAAUCAAACUGUUUUAAGUGGCUUAGUGGCUGGAAGGUUUCGUUACUGUCAAAGACUGAAACCUCAAGCUGUGGAAUGAACACAGCGUCUUCAGGUCCUCGGCCAGUAGCUAAUUUUUGACGGAUUAUCAUUAUCCUUAGUCGUAUCCUAAAUACACACGGCUCACUUCAGGUAAACUCUGGUGAAAUAUGGAAACAAUCAGGGCACAAACCAAAUGUUACCAUGGAUUCUGUUUUAUUAUUUAUUUAUUCUUACAUUGGCCUCAGACAGAUUUCAGGUCAGAUGAAGGGAGGGACAGCAGGUGGUCAUGUGAUCGGGUUGGGGUCGGGGGUGGUGAUCUCGACUGCGUAGUAGAAGUCUUCCUAAGUCUGCUCCAUUCUUGGUGAAUGAGAUCUGAUUCUGGUCCAGAACCGGACCUCGUUCUUAUAAACUCAUGACAAGUUGAUCACAUGUCUGCUCAUAACUAAGAAGAGCUGUCAGUACAGAAACCUCAAGCAUUAUGUCUGAGGUCAUUUCUGUUUGUCAUAGAGCACUGACCAGUUUACUUUUAGUCUAUUAAAUAUCACUACAUAGCUUGGUUGCAAUUCUUAAGUAAAUGGAUUAAAGGGCUUGUUGCCAAAAAUGUGCAUUUAGAUCUCAUUUCUUACCUCAAGUGUUUCUCAAAAAUUCACUGCUGGUCUGCUCUACUUUGGUCCAAAUUAUUUUCAGUCUGAUCAGGUCAGGUGGUGUCUCGUACUGUUACAGCAGGUCUCAGGUCUGUACCAAUAUGUCUCAUAACCAAGUGAGACUGUAAGGGAUGCAUGGAAAAUACACUGUGAAGUGCAGGAAAAAUGGCAUGUACUGAGGCUCUUUUGCGGUCUGUUUGUGUUCUGGACCAGGUCAAAUUAUCCCUGAGUAUAAACCAAUGUGCUCUUUUUCUAAAAUUGAUUAAUGCACAUUAGGUUUUUCAAUGGAUCCGUUGUGGAUUUAGUACAGACGUUGGAAACCAUGAAGACCUCUACUACGCAGCCUACUUAAGUAUGCAGGUGCAAAUGACAAUGCCCAACACAUGCCAAAGAAACAUGGCGUGGUUGUGCAGACUCAACCAGAGGUGGUCUGUCCCUGAGCGGGUGAGACAGCUGUGUUUUUAUAUCUGAGUUCUGAUUGAAGGACAAGUCAAGAAAGACCGCUUUAACCUCCUUUAAGCGCUCUUCAUUCCACCACUAACACCACAGCUCGAACACAGUGUCUGAAAUCAAACUCUAAGGUGACUGUGAUCACGUGGAGGUUUGGGUUUCAUGCUGCGUUCAUUUUCUGUCAGAUUUGACCAACAAACCCACUGACACCAUUUUUUCGUAAGCUGUAGCAACGAAGGUAUGACACUGAGACAGAAAGCAGAACCUCGAAUUGAAAGAAAUUGUGAAUGCUGCCUUGCAGGAAAAGACAUAGUUGUGUUUUUUUAGGCCCACACUUUUUAUCAGUUUACACUGUAAAUGAAGGAGUUUAUCCAAACGAAAUCAUUUUGUUGCAUCUUAAGCAUCUAAUGUCCCAUUUUGAAAGAUUUUCUGUUUGCCAAACAAAAUAUGUGAAAGGUUUUUCAUUUGGGUUCCCCAUACACACCCUAGUGUAAAGAACUGUUUUUAGAAGACAGAUGUAAAUAGCACAUUAGGUUGAGUAGGGUUUCUUUUAUAUCUACAGUAACUGGGAUUAAUGAAAACAACUACUUUUGGUUUUGACUCUACAGAGCGACUGUAUAACAUCUUUGUGUCUUAAUACUGUAGAUUGUUCAGUUGUUCAAGUGUAAAUGGUUUAUUAAUAUGUGGCUUAUAUAAUCUGGCUUAUUAUCGCAUUGAAAUGACAAUGAGUUGGAUCCUGUCAAUGGAAGGAGGGUGUAAUUUGUUUUGGGGGAUAUUUAUGAUUUUGUGUACAUGUGGAAAUAUCAAGACUUUUGUGCUGUUUAAUAAAUCCUCCUGAUUACUGACA